AUGGACCCAUCAUCAACGGGACAACGGUGGGAGGAGAACAAACCCGAGACCAACAGGGCAGAGGAGCAGUGGGAAUUGGGGAGGGGACAGCCUUGCUCUGACCACCCUCUGAAGGGCUCUUGUUUCUUCCCCCAGAAAGGAAGCGGUUUUACCAGAACGUUAGCAUCUCUCAAGGAGAAGGAUUUCUACUCUGAUUCUCCAGGAGGUUUUGAAAUAAACCUGGACCACCGGAAGCUGAAAACGCCCCAGGCCAAGCUCUUCACUGUCCCCAGCGAGGCCUUGGCCAUUGCAGUGGCGACAGAGUGGGACUCCCAGAAAGACACUAUCAAGUUCUACACCAUGCACCUGACCACGUUGUGCAACACAGCUUUGGACAACCCCACUCAGCGAAACAAAGUCCAGCUGAUCUGUGCGGCUGUGAAGUUCCUGGAGACUGACACUAUCUGCUAUCGCGUGGAGGAGCCAGCUGCCUUGGCGGAGCUGCAGAAGAAUGAAUGGGAUCCCAUCAUUGCCUGGGCUGAGGACAGGUACAACGUGGCAAUUGGCUCCUCUACCAGCAUCACGGGGCCGAACAUCCCCACCAGCACCAAGGACACCUUCAUCAGCCACCUGGCCUCUUACAACAUGUGGGCCCUGCAAGGUAUAGAAUAUAUAAUCACCCAGCUGAAAUCUCUGAUUCUGUCCAUGGGCCUGAUUGACAGGCACAUUACAGUAGAAAAAGCUGUACUUCUAUCUCGCCUGGAGGAAGAAUACCAGAUCCAGCGGUGGGGCAGUGUGGAGUGGGCGCACAACUACGACCUGUGCGAGCUGCGUGCUCGUGCAGCCGCUGGGACUCUCUUUGUUCACCUCUGCUCGGAGAGCUCAACUGUAAAACACAAGCUGUUGCAGGAUUGAGCCUGUCAGGCUGCUAAACUGGGCACAGGAGCUAAAAUGCCCAGCUGUGAUGGGCUGGCACACCCCAGAGGAUGGUAGCCACCGUCCUGCCACCACAAAUUCCCUGGGACCAGUCACGAGAGGCUGAGACUUUGUGGCGAUUCCUCAUUUGGACUGGCUCCUGCAGUGCGACACCAGCAGUUUGGAGCCCCACGAGGAGGAAGGAAAGGUCAGGGUGAA
Molecule: messenger RNA, 1113 nt
Organism: Tinamus guttatus (white-throated tinamou)
Lineage: Eukaryota; Metazoa; Chordata; Aves; Tinamiformes; Tinamidae
Source: RefSeq, a predicted model, not a curated record